This is a messenger RNA of Neltuma alba, 1031 nucleotides long. Its product is annotated as cell wall / vacuolar inhibitor of fructosidase 1-like. Bases 223 to 816 code for a protein of 197 amino acids. The transcript has a single exon. The record is from RefSeq and is a predicted model, not a curated record. Gene Ontology annotation, biological process: negative regulation of catalytic activity. Gene Ontology annotation, molecular function: enzyme inhibitor activity. Lineage: Eukaryota; Viridiplantae; Streptophyta; Magnoliopsida; Fabales; Fabaceae.
GUUCAAAUCCUAAACGUAUGCCAACAACAAAUUUCAAAUAUUUUCACCUCUUUCUUUUUCUCCAAAUAGCGACAAACUAACUUCCCCAUUUUUAACACACCAAACGACCAAACUAACCAUAAAUAGCAGUCAGCCUCAGGCACGAACAUCAGAGACAUUCGCCCUCCCUCCUCCUCCAUCAUCUUCUUCUUCAUCCGCCAUUUUCUCUCUCGAGACAGAAGAAUGAGAAGCUUCAGCUCAGCCUCUGUACUCUCUUCUUCUUCCUCCUCCUCCUUUCCACUUCUUCUUCUUGCUCUGGUUGCUUCACUUCUCUUCACACCAACCCACCAAUCCUCUGACCUUAAUACAAGCAGUAAUGGCGAUUUCAUAGACCAGAUAUGCAGAAAGACGCCUUUUUAUGACCUCUGUAUCGCCACCCUCCAUUCAAAUCCUCUCACCCGAAAACCUGAUCUCAAAGGGGCUGCUCUUGUAAUGGUGAAUAACCUUCUGGCAAAUACAAGUGACACUCUGAAUUACAUAGAAGGGCUCAUCAAGCAGACUUCAGAUCAACAGUUAGAGCAAGCCUUGGCUUUCUGUGCAGAGUCUUACAUACCUAUCGUCAAGUACACUCUUCCACAAGCAGCCGAUGCUGUGAGCCAAGGCAGAUUUGGGUUUGCCAGUUACUGUAUCUCUGAUGCUGCCAAAGAAAUCAAUAAUUGUGAUAAGAGAUUCUCAGGCUCUGCUCAGAAUAAGUCUCUUCUGGGGGAUAGAAAUGGGGUUCUGCAGAAGCUUGUUGGUGUGGCUUCUGCUAUAAUGAAGUUACUACUCAAGGGUUAAUUUUUCGUUCACCCCGAUCUAGAAGGCAUUACUCUAAUUUGGAUUGUUAUUUAUUGGGUUUGUACAAAACUAUAUAUAUUUGUACUUUGAAGCAGGUAUUCUUCCGUCACUGUCGAGUUUUCUCAUCAUUGUACCAUGUCCUCUGCUUCAGCAUUUUAGUCAUAUAUACAAAGAUUAUUAGCAUUUUGAAUACUAUGUUUCCUUUUAUUUUUGUA